AUGCCAAUGCCAAUGCCGCUCCAGGCCAAACUAAAGCCGAAGCCGCGAGGCAAAGAAGGCGCUCCCACUGGUGCUUCCACCGCCUUUGAUGUCCCACCUCUGCCGCUGCGCCGCAACACUACGAAUAACACCAACAGCCCCCGAAUCAACAACCGCAACAAUAACCAUAACAAGAACAACAAUACCACCACCUCCUCCGGCUUCUCUUCAACCGUCUUCUACUCUGUCACCUACACACCGCUGAAUCUCCCUGGCCAACCCGCAGCCAUGAAGGCCAUGAAGAGUAUGGGCAUGAAUCGCAUGCUGGGGUCCAUCCGGCGCAAACCCAAUAACGAAGUCGUCGACACAUCUCCAGAAACUCGACUCGAUACGCCAGAAGCAAAUGCGACGAGGAACGUGCGAUUGUUCUGCGAAUCUGGAGGGCCAAAUGGCUCGGGCGAAGAAGUUCUCUACCUUCCUACCAUUGUCGAAGCUUGCGAAUCGUCCCCCUCUGCCGCCAAGGAAGCUUCAUACGUAAUCCGAAAGUUCCUCUCAAAGGACAAUUUCUCCAAACCAUACGUCCAGUACAAUGGCAUCAUGCUCAUUCGAAUCCUGGCUGAUAACCCGGGCAAGACAUUCACGAGGAAUAUUGACGCAAAAUUUGUGCAGGCUGUGAAGGAGUUAUUGCGGAUGGGGAGAGAUCCAAGUGUAAAGCAGAUAUUGAUGGAGACUCUGGAUACGUUCGGACGGGAAAAGGCGAAUGAUGAGGGACUCGCACUUCUGAAUGAGAUGUGGAAGAAGGAGCAUGAGAAGAUGGUUAAGAUACAUGGCCCAGCAGGACCACGAACUUUAAACGCUCCUCCUUUCCAAGGAAACGAACAGAACUACUUCUCACGAAAUCACCACAGUCGCCGACUUCCUCAACCACACGAACUGAGCUCCAGAAUCGAAGAAGCGCGCACAUCAGCUGGGCUACUCUCCCAAGUCGUACAAAGCACGCCUCCCUCGGAAAUUAUACAGAACGAACUCGUCCGCGAAUUCGCAGAUCGCUGCCAAAGCGCAAGCAGGAGUAUCCAAGCCUACAUGAUUGCAGAGAACCCCUCUCCCGACAACGAUACAAUGGAAACGCUCAUCGAGACCAACGAGCAACUAAACAAAGCCAUGAACCAGCACCAGCGCGCAAUCCUCGCCGCUCGCAAAGCAGCAGGAUUAGGGAACGGGGAACCGACACCACCACCCAGACCAGACGCUGGGUUUGCCCCUCCUCCUGGUCCACCACCAGGACGAACCGGUUCUGGAUUCGCGGCGCCUCCCGGUCCACCACCUACCCUCUCAAACCCCCAACCUCGAAAAGCAGUCAAGAACCAACCUCCUAUUCCUCCACCAGGUGACUAUGCGCCUACCGGCUCAGACGACGAAAAUCCCUUCUCAGACCCCAAGACCUCAUCAACGCGAACACAUAAUCCGCCAUUCCCUAAGGACGAACCGUCGUCGAAUACGGGCCAAUUCAAUGACAGGCUGGGAAUCGAGCCGUACCAUCCUGGCUUUAGGGAGACGCCGAGUUAUGUCGGUAGACAGGAUAGCUCGAUGGGGAAGGUUACGAUGCAUGCUGCUGUCCCGGAGACGCCUAAUGAGGAUGAUGAGGAUAGGAGGGCGGGAUAUGGUGGGCAGCAGUCUGGGACGAAGGAGCCUGUUUAUAGGUAUUAG
Molecule: messenger RNA, 1686 nt
Organism: Cadophora gregata
Lineage: Eukaryota; Fungi; Ascomycota; Leotiomycetes; Helotiales; Ploettnerulaceae
Exons: 5
Coding region: 1-1686 (561 amino acids)
Molecular function (GO): ubiquitin binding; phosphatidylinositol binding
Source: RefSeq, a predicted model, not a curated record